Messenger RNA from Lolium perenne, 465 nucleotides. The record is from RefSeq and is a predicted model, not a curated record. Lineage: Eukaryota; Viridiplantae; Streptophyta; Magnoliopsida; Poales; Poaceae.
AUGGCGACAGGUGCACGGGGCUCCAGCAGGAAGAUGGAGCCCCCGCCGGGGUUCACGUCGACCCCGAUGCACCCGCCGAUGCCAUGGGGCAUGCCGCGGACGCCUGCUCCGAAUGGCGCGCCGCACUUCGCGCCGCCGCCGUUUAGCCGAUCACGUGCUCGUCGGCAGCCGACAGCUCCAUCGGCUCCUCGCUUCCCGACCGCGGCUACGACGACGUACCAGACGACAGGUGCUCCUGCUCCGCCUUCACCUCCACCUGGAUGUGGGGUGCGAUGUCCUCAAGGACAUGCCGGCGCCGGUGCGCGGCCUCCUCCUCAGUCAGGACCGCUGUCACACCACCCCAUCGUAAGCACUUCAAUCCCUCUCUUCCUGAUAGAUGAUAAUGUGGAUGUGUUCGAUGAUAUUGUAGCAGCUCCGACUGAUGUGCAUGUAGAUAGUAUUCAUGUCAGUGUGCACUGCAUGUGA